UCUUCAGUUGCCAAGUAAAAAAAUAUAUUUGCAGCCGAUGAUAUUUUGGCACAUAUAUCAGUGUGAAAAUGGCCUUGCAGUAUAUCGGGUCAUGUAUUGGACCUAAAGAACAUUGACUUGGCAACAUCGUCUAACAGUAUUCAAGCUUUAGUUCUACAGUAUCUGGAUGGACCAGAUAAAAAUAAAAGGCUAAUAUGGCAACUGGUGGGGUGACUCCAGCACUUGAACCAGAUGAAGUUAGGAUUUUAGUAUGCCAUGGUCGAGGCUUAAAGGGAAAGAAACCAGGUGAAUGCAGCUUCUCUGUGAUAUUUGGUAUUGCGUCUCAUAGAUACAGAACUAAGUUUGUCACCAGUGAGGAAGGCAGUCCACACUGGAAUGAGGAAUCUACUGUUAAUGUUUACAGUCAAGAUCGUCCAAUUGUAUUUGAAGUUACGGACACCAAUGACGUGCUUGGUAAAGUGACCCUUCCACUAUCCCAGCUAUCUACUAAAUCAGGAAUCAGACUCUCGUGCCCCCUCGAGGCCACAAAGAAAUCCCCCGACCCCCAGGGUUGGCUCUUCUUUGAAUGCCAAAUCUCAAAGUUCAAACCCAAGGGAAGCCCCAUGAGUAAACGUCAAAGGAUUAAAAAUGUCUUCACCAACAGUAAACCUAUAUCAAGAUUCAAGGAUACAUGUAGGUAUUUAUCAGUGUCUCCAAAACUACAGAGAAAAUCUCGAGCAGAAAGUAUGAAUUCAUUAUCUUCAUCUUCAACAUUUUAUUCAGAGACACCUGAGUUUAUUGAACCAUCAACCCUGAGGCCAACAAGCUUGGGCGUGUCUAGACAACUCUCUCGGUCCUGUCAAGAUUUGUCUCCCAUGCAAGUUGACUUUGCAAUAGUACCAAAGGCAGGGAGCAGUUCAGAAUUGGUUACCGUUACAGAGAACACUGCACAACAUGGGAAUGUAACAGAAAACACUAUGCUCCCUGAAACCUCUGCUCCCGAAGUGACAGGUAUUUCCCCCAAAGAAGGCCCAGCAUCAGGUGGUACAAAAUUAACAAUCAGAGGUUAUAAUCUUGGGAACGGUGCCUCAGAUAUAACAGGAUUAUAUGUUUGUGGGGUGAAUUGUUUAAACACACUGGAGUAUGAGUCCCCUACUAAGAUAUUUUGUCUAAGCCUCCCUGGACGUCCUGGCCCUGGAGAAAUUGUAGUGGUCACUCAAUAUGGAGGACGAGGUAUCUCUAGGGUGGCAUUCUCUUACCUUAAUGAGGACCCCCUGCAGCCAGUGAUGCCAGACGCAAUGGUGGUUGAACCCAAACUGGAUGUACAACAGGUAAAAGAUGAACCGCAUGUACAGGAAGAACUAGUGGAUGCUGAUGAAACCUGUUGUGAUAACAUUGAUAGUAGCUUAUCAUACGAUUCAAAAAGUGAACUCAGUUUGAGCGAGUCCAUUGUCGAGAAAGAUGCAAUAUCUGUGUCAUCAAUGGUUGUUGAGUACAGUUUCCAUUGGAUCCUUGACUUUGCUCAAAUCAUCAUCUUUAUGUUUAAUCAUUACUAUGACUGUUACAUGCUGCAGAGUAGGCCUAGAAAGAAGGGACUGGUACAAAAGCUGAAAGGCUCUAUUACUGGUAAAAAGGAGAAUGCAAUCAAUAGAGAUCAAGAGAUGGAGAAACUUAUAGGAGAAGUAAAACAUCUUCGAAUUGAGAACCAAGAUCUACGUGAUGAGAACUCAAAGUUGAAGAAGUACAUAGAUGAUGUACUGUCUCGCGUGCUAGUCUUGUGUCCAGGGGCUUUGGAGGCAACAUCACACAAUCACAGAUAUUCUAGGGAGAACUAA
This is a messenger RNA of Owenia fusiformis, 1814 nucleotides long. NCBI's taxonomy places the organism in Eukaryota, Metazoa, Annelida, Polychaeta, Sabellida, Oweniidae. The record is from the annotation of a GenBank genome assembly.